Molecule: messenger RNA, 2463 nt
Organism: Trichosurus vulpecula (common brushtail)
Lineage: Eukaryota; Metazoa; Chordata; Mammalia; Diprotodontia; Phalangeridae
Gene: NOL12
Product: nucleolar protein 12
Exons: 6
Coding region: 48-707 (219 amino acids)
Cellular component (GO): nucleolus
Molecular function (GO): RNA binding
Source: RefSeq, a predicted model, not a curated record
CGACCGGCCGCUGCCCCCGGAAGCCGCCUUUCGCUCCGGCCUCUGCCAUGGCCCGCAAGAAGAAGAACAAGAAGGACCGCGACGGGAGCCAAGGCCGCCUCGUGCUCACCUUCGACGAGGAGAAGCGGCGGGACUACCUGACGGGCUUCCACAAGCGGAAGGUGGAGAGGAGGAAGGUGGCCCUGGAGGAGAUCCGCAAGAAGCUGAAGGAGGAGCAGCGGAAGCUCCGGGACGAGCGCCACAAGGAGUAUCUGAAGAUGCUGAAAGAUCGGGAAGCGGCUUUGGAAGAGGCCGAUGAGCUGGACCAGCUCGUGACCUCCAAGACCCAGUGUGUGCAGUAUGACCACCCCAACCACACAGUGACAGUGACCACCAUCAGCGACCUGGAUCUCUCAGGGGCCCGGCGCCUGGGGCUGCCCCCACCUGGAGGAGAAGGGGACCCUGAAGCAGAGGGAGCAGAGGCCUUCGCAGAUGGACCCAUCACUGCUUUGCCCAAGAAGUCUCGGAGCCCCUUCCUGUCUCAGAGGAUCUCCUCUCUCACAGCCUCCCUCCACGCACGAAGCCAGAAGAGGGCCAAGAAGAAACGCCCGCGUCCACACCGCAGCCUCGAGUCCAAGAAGCCACCCAGCGCCACAAGGACCAGCAAGACUCACCGCCGCAGGAUGACCGGCAGGGCUGGGAACAGGAGAGACGGGAGCCCAGGGUAGCUUCGGGGCUUUUCCCCCAUGACCUCUCCUUGUUGCUCCCUCCUCAAGACUGGACUCUUCUGUCUACCGUCCUGCUUUUGCCACCCGAUUUUGUGCCUUCCCAGCUAAGGAGGCCUGGGUUCAAGUGCCCACACCCUGGGGCCGGACUUUGGGGGCCUUGAAUUGGACCCUUGCAUAGAAACCUCAGUAUUGUUCACCCUGCCUGUGCCCACGACUUCUUUGGUCAAUCUGGGUAAUGUGACCCUGGUGAAAGCAGUCUGUGGGCAGGGCAGAGCUGCCAACUGUGCCCUAGCCUCUGAGAAGCCCCACACCCACUUCCGGCUUCUCCUUUGAGUGUAACUGUGGCCCCUAAAGAGUGUUGACUGACAGCCCCUUCCAGACAGGGGUGGGCCAGGCCUUGGGACCAGUAGAGGGGGAUCUGCCCACUUGAUGCCAAGUGACCUGGGGGCAGGUGCUGCCUCCUUUCCUCCUCUGUGAUUGGAUGAUCAACUCAGGCCUGUCCAGCCACAGGAGAAGCUGCUGUGGUCCGUGCCCCUCCCUAGCAUUUGGUAAUUUUUAGAGGGUAUGACCAGAGAGCCAGUGAACAUUUAUUAAUCACUUCCUGUAUGCCCCAUAGAUGGGGCGCAUUCCCUAAGGGACACUGACCUCUAAGGCCACCGGAAUAGGGAACCUCCCUCAUUCAUGCCUCCUGGGGAUUGCUCCAAGGCCCUUGGGGGGUGGGGGAGGUUAAACUUGAGGAGGGAACAGUGGGGCAGGAUGGCCAACUCCCGAGUGUUGGGACGGUCUUUUAAAGAAGCAGCAUUAGAUUAGUCCUGUUGGCUGACAUAGGAACAUCGGAGAGUCAGCUAAGUGAUCAGUGAGCACCUACAGUGUGCCAAGCACAGCCCUUGGCACUAGAGACACAAGUCUAUGUGAAAGGAGCUUAUGUUUUUUGUGGCCAAAAAGAAUCCCCAGCAGUUGGGACUCCCAGAGUGGAAUGGCUUGCUUCGGAAAGUGGUGAGUCCCCCAUGGCUGGAGGUGUUCAAGGAAAGGCUGGGUGGCCUCGCUGGGCAUGGCCUAGAGGCUGGUCCUAAAGGUGCAGGAGUCGGGAUUGGGGGGGCAGCCUCUGAAGGUUCCCCCCCCCCCCCAGGUCUGUGUUUGAUGGUGGUGGUGGCUGAGGGUCUCCCCAUGGCUAGGAGGAAGCAUGGAGCAAAAAAAAAAAGAUGCAGCUUGAACUCAAGGAGAAUUUUGAGCAUCCGCUGUGUGCCCAGCAUGCUGCUAGGUCUUGGAAGGUACUUUGUGCCAUCGUGGUGCUCACAUCCUAGUCAGGGAGGAAAUGAAGUCAGGGAGGAAAUGACUUGUGUGCAGAUAAGAAAAUACAAAAUGUGGCCACCAGAAUUUGGGGAUGGGAAGGAAGCACUAAUAAUUAGGGAGAUCAGGAGAGGCCUCUUGGAGGAGGUGCCACCUGAGCCAAACUUAAUGGGAGCUAGGGGUACCAGGAAUGGAGGUGAGGAGAGAGAGCAUGCCCCAGGCAAAGACAUGGAGGUGGGAGAUGGGGUACUGGGUACUGAGAACAGCAGGAAAGGCAGCUUCACUGGAAUGGCAAGAGCAAGGGGGAAUAGGGAGUGGCCUUCACCUGGGCUCUGUAAACUUGGGAAGAGAAAGAUUUCCAAAAGCUUGGCAGUUGUAGUGGCUUUGUGCAUGUUGCGUUGUGAAGUUAUAUUUUUAAAUAUAUUUAUAUUUUAUUAACUAUCCCAAAUACAUUUUUGAAAUUUUU